CAAAGAGGAAGUCAUCACCAUGGCAAGCACAGGUGGGAUGGGGAUGUACCAGACCGGCAAGUGGAUUAGUGUAAUCGCAUCGCAUGCAACGCAAAGAAAUGUGUUCCUGACGCAGUAGCCUACACGGGUGGUGUGUGUUUUCUUUUCGUCAAGUGCAGUCAACUUAAACAGUAAUGCCAGCGACUGUGGGGGUAGGAACCAUCUCAUGGACGCUCUGGGACAUACUGGCGCAGGGGAAGGUGCUGGGAUGUGGGGCCUUUCUGGCCUGGCUUGUCCUCUUUCAUCUGCUUGUGAAUGUGUGGCUCCUGUGCAUAUUCACCAGCCUGCUGGUUGUGCUUGGAGGCUGGCUAGGGUCCCGGGUAGCGCUGGACGGAAACAGCCUCCUCCACCUGGAGCACUUCCUGCCUCUGUAUCCAUCGCCUCCAGCCCAGCCAGCGGUGGACAGCGAGCGUCGACUGGACUGGGAGAUCAACAGCGCAGUGAGCAAAGCUGUGCGAGACUUUGUGUCCUCAUGGUACCGCAGCCUUGUGACAGAGGAGGAGGGUGAGUUUGAGUGGGUGGUACGGGACACCAUGCUGGCCGCUGCGGUGGAACUGAAGAGGCGGGCGCGUCACGUGGACAGGCGGGCGGUGGCGCAGAGGGCCCUGGAGCUGUGUGGCUGCCACCUCCAGAGCUACAGCCACGCCCGGCAGCUUCAGCAGCAGGCACAGCCUGGGUCUGAGCCACCAGCCCAGGGGGACGCCGAGGGCCUGGGUCUGUGGCAGCUGUACUGCCAGUCCGAUGCGCCUCACCCGGCUCUGGCGAGCGCCGCCGCUGAGCUCAGCUACUCCAGAUCUGUGGUCGAUCUUCUCAUGCAUGUGCUCGUCCCAUACCCUCACUUGGAGACCCGGACAGGACGAUUUAUGGUAGGAGAGCUCAUCACUUGCAAUGUUCUCCUGCCGCUUGUGGCCAGAGUGUCCAACCCAGACUGGCUAAACCUCACCGUUGUAGAUGUUUUCACAAAACCCAGCUCGCCAGGAGACCCUGUAGAGGCAGAGAUGCAGGAAGCACCCCAUGAGGCUCAAGCAACACAGCAAGAUACCUGGAGCUCCAGUCUUCACUCUUUAAUGAUGUGGAAAUCGCCAGCGCCUAGCGAAAUGUCCAGCGUCACACUGACAGACGCCUCCUCUUACUCCUCAAUGGCUCCGACCAGCACUGACAGCAGUGCCCACAGCCUGUCCUCUUACGAAGAGCCCACUCAGUGCAGUGGAACCGGACGCCUCUUUGCGGGACGGGUCGGCCCGACCAGACCUCCCGUCGAUCUUCUCAGAAGCUCCCGCUGGUUCCAGGAGACGGACUCUGACCUGGAGUCCCCGUCUUCGGACGGGAAGAAGAUCUCGUAUGAGUCUCUAAACUCUAAAGAGGAGGACAGGACAGACCGGUUCUGCGACUGCGUGUCCCCCACCGACUUCUGUGGACUCGUGUGCUCUGACGAAGAGCCCUUUGGGUUCCUCAGUUCAGGGAAACGCUCUGCCCCAAAGGUUCCGGCAUCUGGGCAGCGCUCCUGGCCCGACAGCCCAGUGGAGGAGACGGCAGGCCCACUGCACCAGGGAAGCCCAUCAACAGCCUCCAGGAGCCUCUGUCUUCCCCCCUUCAAAUUCGAACCCCUGGGGAGUCCUGAGGGACCGGUUGCCAUCCAGAACCUGCGCAUCACAGGGACAGUUAUGGCCAAGGAGCACAGAGGCAGCAGUACACAUCUAUACACACUCUACACUGUGAAGUAUGAGACUACGCCAGAUUCAGAUGGCUCGGUAACAGACCAGUCAGUAGCUUAUCACACAGUGAAUCACCGCUAUACUGAGUUCCUCAACCUACAGACUCGGCUGGAAGAGAAGCCAGAACUCCGCAAGAUGAUCAAAAAUGUGAAAGGUCCCAAGAAACUCUUCCCGGAUCUUCCCUUUGGAAAUGCCGACGUAGACAAAGCAGAGGCGCGGAAAGGCCAGCUGGAGACAUACCUCAAACAACUCUGCGCUAUCCCUGAGACAGCCAACAGCGAUGAGAUGCAGGAAUUCCUGGGUCUCAACACAGAUGCUCGAAUGACAUUUGAGAAGAAGCCAAGUGUUUCACGGAUUGACAAGUUGGUGGUGAAUGCCAUAGUGGACACGCUGAAGACCGCUUUCCCUCGCUCGGAUCUCCCAAGCCCCACCGAGGAGGCAGAGGGAGACGCAGAUGGAAGGAACCAAUCAGAUGGCAAUAUCCGAAAACGAUCUCGCCUGAGAUUUUCAAGUAAGAUUGCACCAAGCCUCAAUAUCCCUGACCUGCAACCUAAAGUGAUGUACACUUUCAGCGAGGGGAGCACUGUGCUACAGGGUGUCUCCAUCACUGGCCUGGAGGGCCUUGUUCGAGAGCAGGAGCGGGUGAUGUGUGGCACCCAAAGGAGGGCCUCUGAGGAGGGCAGAGCCGUCGGCGUGGAGACGAGAGGAGGCCGAGGGCGUUCUGGAACUCUGGAGAGAAGAUCACGGUCGACAGACACAGCGCUGGCUGACGUGGCCUUGAACAUCCUCUGCUUGCUGAUGAAAGACCAGUGGAGCUGGUUGUGCACAGAGAAUAUCCAGAAGACCAUCAGACUGCUGUUUGGCACCUUCAUUGAAAGAAACAAACUUGGAGGAUGGGGGAAGAUCUCAUCAUAACAAGAGAAUGCUGAUACAGUGGCGCAAACUGCCAAUGUAUAGCUGCAAUCUUCUUAUGUUCUGACUGUCAGUCAACAACAGCGUUGACAGUGGAUCUCACCCCAGGCUCAUUCUUCUACUGUGUGUGUCCUCGAGCCACUUAUGCCCGUGACGGAUGAGUUUUGUGCCAAGGCCUAUUCAGGAGUUACCAGCAGCCCCACCACGUUCGGCCUUCUGGGAAAUGCCCUCUGAUCCAUGGCGAUGAGCUGGCGCUGUGCGUGGGAGGCGCGGGCUUAAUCAAAGCCUCACCCGGAGCCCGGAGCUGCGCUGGUUUUAUCCCAUUUAACCUUGAGGCGCAGUGGGGAUGCGUGCUGGUAACACGGGCCCUUUCCCAGGCAGACUGAGAGACCCUCACAGAACCAUCUCCUCCUUUGUCUUCUCCUCAUCGUGGCAAUUUGAGCGUUAGCGUUAUUAAAUCAAGGCUUUGGUCACUUAGUAACACAACACAUAACAGCACAUCACAAUGGAACACAGCGCAGUGCAAUGCCAAACACAACAUAGAGCGGAAAACUCUUGACUUUGAAAAACAUAGUAUUCUAGGAAAUGCGCCUUUAAUGUGUGAAAUACAUAGUAUUCUAGGAAAUGGGCCUUUAAUGCAUGAAAUACAUAGUAAUCUAGGAAAUGCGCCUUUUAAUGCGUGAAAUACAUAGUAUUCUAGGAAAUGCGCCUUUAAUGUGUGUAUUGUUUUAAAGCUAAAUACUCAUAUACUACCUCAAGGACACUAGAAGUUGGAAACAGACAAUCACAAUUCAAUGAAUUAACUAUUUGAAAACCGUGUCUUCUAGUUAUGCGUUCAGAAUUACAGAAUUGAUGUGAGUCGAGAAAUAUUGAUACCAAAAACUACAUAUUGCACCUUAAGAGAAGUGAUUAUAUGCACAAGGAAUGCAUUACCUUUUGAGUACCUAACGAAGACACUAUAAAAAUACCGAAAUAACAAAAAAGAAUUUGAUUUACUAUUAAUGUUGCUGCUUGUCUGGUUCAAGUGAUUUCUUCAAAAAAGCAUUUCAGCAGAUAGAUAAACUUUUGGCAGCAUCUGAAUGUGUGGUAAGGUCAUAUUUUAUUAUUCCUCUUUUCAUACUUGUGCUAGAACAUGCUUAUGUAACUUGAUUCGCAGACCGUUCCUUUUUUUCAGGUCUGGUGCCAGGCCAUAUUUUCUUUUAUGUGAUUGGCAAUAGUGUGGUUUUUCAUGGACUUUACUCAACAGCGUGUUUCUAUUUAGCCUCGAGAAGCGCUUCACGUUUUUCCUACGUGUCAGUGCUACAGGGCGACCCGGCCCAGGCGAGCAGAGCCAGCGGCAGGUCAUUUGGAGUCGGGCUGCGCUGACGACCGAUGCUCUGCAAACAGAUGAGGGAAAAGUCCCAAUCAUCCACCAUGGCCACUGCACCUCACUAUACUACAGAGGCCCAGGCCGUUAGCACUUCCUAAAAAAAAAAACUGCCCAUCGAUACCCCAUCAGCACUGAUCUUAAGAGGAUUCCUGUGAGAGCUGGUUUACAGUAAAGAAAGCUUCACACUUGCCCCACUGCCGGGAAAUAAUUGCUCCAAAUUUGACCUCUCUUUUAAAGGUUGAAAGUGGUGUGUUCACAAAAGCUGUGAGGUGUUUAUGUUCCAGGCACACCCGAUCUGCACGGGGUCUUUUGUGGCACGCUCUCCGCGGCGGACCUGCUGCCGUCUCACAUUGCACCAAUGUCAGGAAUGAGACACACACAGGAAUAACGCUGGAUUAAGCCCCGGGUCUGAAACCAUUUAGAUUCAUUGAGGAUAGAGGACGCUAGAGCAUGGCGUCGGCUUCUAAACAGACCGGAUGAUAUCACUGUUCAGACAGGGAAGAA
Clupea harengus (Atlantic herring) is the source of this 4539-nucleotide messenger RNA. RefSeq names its product sorting nexin 19a (gene snx19a). Lineage: Eukaryota; Metazoa; Chordata; Actinopteri; Clupeiformes; Clupeidae. The record is from RefSeq and is a predicted model, not a curated record. Gene Ontology annotation, molecular function: phosphatidylinositol binding. Gene Ontology annotation, cellular component: intracellular membrane-bounded organelle.